AGUUAUUUGCAGGUUCCCGGCGUUCUACCGGCAAGGACAAAAACCGAUCUACUCCAAACCGGACCUGGACCAGAACCAAAAAAGGAGCAGAACCACCUGAUGGGAAGAUCACCAAGGAGAAACUCGCCUAAGAGGAGCGAGCGGAGGAGAGCGUCUCCUCGAAGAGGGAGUGGGGACGCGAAAGGGGAGAAGAGAGAUGAAUGGCAGAGGAGGCCGAUGGUGUUCGAGAGGCAGAGGUAUCACAACUUUACUCCUUUGAGGAAAGAUAUGACAGAAGUGCUCGAGGCCAUGGAGCAGAAGAUGUCGACUGAGGACGUAACUUGGCCAAAGACAAGGUUCACCGGCCUGCAUCGGCCCCGGUCGGAUUUGUAUUGUCGAUUUCACAAGGAUUACGGCCAUACCACGGAGAACUGCAGACAUUUGAAAGAUGAGAUUGAGAGGUUGAUUCGGGCAGGAUAUCUUAAGGAGUUUGUCUAUCACGAUAGGGUGAGAGGAAAAGGCAGGAGGAGAUGUAGGGAUGAUUCCGAGGAGAGGA
Striga hermonthica is the source of this 535-nucleotide messenger RNA. The record is from the annotation of a GenBank genome assembly. Lineage: Eukaryota; Viridiplantae; Streptophyta; Magnoliopsida; Lamiales; Orobanchaceae.